AGUCGAUGCGAGCGGCGUCCGUGUGUUUCUAAGUCACCUCCGCGCAGUUAGAGAGAGUUUAGUGUUUAGCGGUACCGGGGCUGCGGUACGACCGAGAUUACUGGUACCCAACAUCUCGCGGAACGGCGUACGUUUCCUUUUAUGUGAUUGUGUGCGCGUUCCUUUCUCGGUACCGAUCUGUGGAUAUUUGAAAAAUAGGCAAGUGGCCUGUCCUGGAGAUUUAUCGUCGGUUUUGCUGUAAUAUCUUACCCAGCCCAACGGCCAUGUAAACACAAAUGUGCUGCUGAAACUGUGUGAGGUAAACUUAAAGAAAUGUCUCGCAUUUUUGUGCUGUCCAUUUGCUGCGUGCUAGCGUCUACGCACGCGCAAUCAAAUUACGCAGACCAGGCGAACAACAUAGAAUACCAGGGUGACGGACUGCCUCAGGAAGCAACCCUCGAUGGAAAAAUUACCAAGCUAGAUGACCUCAGCCCCAUCAUAUUCCUGAACAGGACCAAAGCCGCUCUGAAUUGCGCUGAAGGAUCUAUGCAGAUCGAGCUAAAAUUCAACGACAAGUUCUACGGAAUCGCAUAUGCCGAUUUCGACAGGAAUUCGGCAUGUCAGGUCGCAGGAAAGGGAGAUCUCAGUUACAAGUUGGAGCUUCCUCUGAAAGGUUGCGGGACGAAGCAAGAUCCCCAACGUGUGUUCACAAACAACAUCGUAGUGAGGUUUCAUCCAGGUUUGGAAAUGGAUGGAGAUGAAAUUAUCACAGUUGUUUGUCGGUACCCGCCACCCAUCGCACCAGUUCCACCUUUGCCUCUCCCAAUCCAAGAGCCGAUAAUUCCAGCGUCGCCUCUAGAACCACCGCUAAAAGGUUUCCAGAUUUUGCUAAUCAUAUGUGGUAUAUUGUUCCUUUCGUUGCUUCUUUUGGGAUUGGGAGUUUCGUACUACUGUCUCAGAAGGCGACCGGUAACAGUAAUACGUCCAUUCUCCACUCUUGGCAGUGACUCUGAAAUCACCAAACUCUCCGGAAGUUCCCUAGGUUCACUGACCAUGUUCGAGGGACUGAAAAUUCCGCGUGCGCACGCACCGGUGGGAAUAACUGGAAGCAGUAGCGGAAGCGACGAGGGACACCUCAUUAGCGAUACUCUACCAUCCGAUUAUCCAUCGGAAUCCCACUCUGAAGUUGAAGAAACCCGAUCAUUGCCUGUCUCUUCCGCAGGCAGUUUCGAGAACCGCGCAUUUAUCCACGAAACGAGUAGUUUCUACAGCGAAACGUACGGCCACACUCAAGAACAACAGGUGCAGAAUGCGGUAGCUACUACAGUACCUAGACUACCUCUUGCUGUCAAAGAGCAAGUUAAAGUUAAGAAACCCCCAGCACCAUCUCCUCCUAGUCUCUCAGAUACCGAGAGUCUCAGAGGCAGAGAUUUGUCUACAAUUCCAGAACAGCGCGAGGAGAGCAUCAGAUCUAUAUCCCCACCUCCUCCAGAAAGGACACAUUUUACUUAUGUCCCAGAGCUUCAUCCGCCUCCAAAACAUAUCCAACCAGCCCCUACGUUCAACAGAAUUCUUAGAAGGCAGCAGGAGAUGGAACCCAUACGCGUAGGACCAGCCAGAUCCAUUGUAUCUCUAAACACAGAAAUGACCGAGACACGUUCCAUUACUGAAACCAUAGACGAUUCGCAUCACAUAUUUGUUGCGCCUGUGCCUCCUCCGCCUCCGCCGAUUGUCCCGAAACAGGAAUACCUCCUGGAAAUGGACGAGGAACACGUGUCGAUCGAACCACCGAUUGCGGUAGUCCACAAGAAGCCAGAAAUCACUUCCCAUGUUGUAGACGACGUAUUCCUAAGGACCAUUACCGAGAAGAAGACUAUCGAAGACAUCGAAAGACAUAAAAGACUUAUUACAGAAUAUCAUACCAGGGCCAAACCGCCCCCGCAGGUGGAAACUCAACCGUGGCACUCGACCACGCUUACAAUUCCUGUAAAACCGGAUACACCUCAAUGGGAGACAUUCUCAGAAGCUUCGUCCGCCCCAUUACCAGAAAGAAUUACUGCCGACUUACUUCCGCAAUCUCAAAUCGAGGAUGACAAGUUACCUCUAAAUUCACCCGAGCUGGUAGGAAAUAUUGGUCAAUCACCGCCUAGGCACAUCGUGACCACAGAUAUUACUGCAACCGAUAAUGCCCGUGACUUAACCCAAAGGAGUUACUAUUCAUCGUUCACUAUUCCCAUCAAGAAUCCUAGUCCACCACCGAAAACUUACUUAUCUACCUUCAAUCUGCCGGUUGUAAAUCCCGAGGUUCCCAAUUGGGACGUACUUACCAAAGUUUUCAAACCCCUUGAACAAGAGGAGGAAGGUCCAGUAAUUGAGAGCGCCGAAACUUUCAACGCCCAGCUCACCAUGACCGAUAAAAUCAAGUGGAGACAGAUCAUAACCACCGAAUCGACUCUGAGAACUCUGCUUACCGAAGCCGUAGUCAGAGAAGACUUCGAACGAAUUAGACGCGACGUGCGUUACGAAAACAUAUUCGAACCUCCGAAAUGGGAUACGAUCAUAAGAAUUCUAAGCCCAGAUCCGAAAUCGAAGCAGCGAUACAAGAAGAAGAGUGACUGGGACACGAGAAGCCGACGUAGCAGUUUGCCAACCUUAUACGAAUACGACUCCGACGGCGGCAGUAGCGUGAGGACUUUAACCAGAGAACCGAUGGUCUACCCAUCGAUUCCGAGACGAUUUUCGAGGAGCAGUUAUAGGAGCGAAGCUGAUCUCCGAUCGAUGAGCGAGAUGAUUGUCGACUUUAGACGGCCCGAUCCUGGGGACAGCCAAUCCGAGACGUCCAGCUACUACCCCGAAAGGCGGUAUUACGACGAUUCCGAAAUCGAUACCAGAUCAUCUCACAGAUCAUUGGCUAGAUCGUUGAGUCAACCGAGCCUGGCAAGAUCAGCUAGUGAAUUCACUGAACGGUGGGUGGCUCCCUCUGUACGUUACGAUACAGCAAGUGAGUUUACCACUCCGGAAGGUACACCCAAAUCGCAACGCAGCUCAAGGAUCAUGCCGUAUAGCUUACCACAGCUCCCUAGGGACGGAGGGGAGCGUAAUUCGUCUUGGCAAGCAACGGAAUCCAGGAGAAUGACCCACGGACCUGGUACGAGCACCCAAGAAGUGACAAGGGAGUACAGGAGCGAAGCCACUACUAGUUUUAUGGGUCGCCCUCCUAAAAACUGGUUUACCGACAACGAGAGCGAAGCAAGCUUUAAGUGAUUUUUAGAAGAAUUGUACAGUUUUCUGUCGCUGGGGUAUGUGCGAGCAGGCUGAUUUUCGAGAGGACCGUUGGGUCAAAUCUAGCAGACGGGAAGAGUUGUGUUGCCUUUUUUUGGCAACAAGCACAGGUACUAGACACAGAUAGACAUCAAAAACAACAAAGAAACUAACGGCACUAUUGAAGAAUUUAACAUAAGAAAAUGAUAAGUCCGAGAAUAUAUAAGGAUGAGGAAUCACAGAAACAUGUUGAAAAUUAAAGCAAUUGUUAAAAAAUCAGCCUGCUCUGUAUCAACCUCCGCAUUUUUUGUUGAAUCCACUAAUAUAUAUUAAAAUGUGUACUUACAAAAUUCUCGAAAGGCGGAUUAUUUCAAAUGUUGGUAUGAACAACCGAAGCCUAGUUAUACCGUCGGAAUAUCCUGCCAAUGCAAUUAAUCCUUUCUUACUCGUAGAAGUACCAUAAGUAAUAUAAUUUUUUAGGUAUAUAUAUAAAUUUAACAUAGUAACUAAAUUGCUGUGAUAACAUUUCUCAUUAGAUUAUUACGGAAAUAAUAUUUUAUUAUUUUUUGUUUAUUCUGCCCGGGCUCAUUUACCCGAUUUUUCACUUUUCCAUUGGCGAAACACCUAUGGGGGACUGUAGAAUUGGGUCGGAAAGGCUUAAUUUCGCUCUUGAGUUUCACAGUUUUCAUAAGGGGGCGCUAGUGGCACCGAAGCGGUGCGACUAUCGCGCCAUGCUCAAUCUUUUUCUGUGGGGUGUGGUUUGAGGGACGUCUAAUGCUUUUACUAUAACUGUUUUUUUAUUAUUAAUAGUGUAGUUAUAAUAUAACUAAUAUGCUAAGCUGAACGGAGAUAUAUUUUACGAGGUAAAAUAUUGCCACUUGGUGCUAUAUUAUAUAGGAAUAAUUUUUUAAAAAUAUUUUAUCAUUUGUACGACUAUGAAAUAAAUGCUUACU
Molecule: messenger RNA, 4193 nt
Organism: Cylas formicarius (sweet potato weevil)
Lineage: Eukaryota; Metazoa; Arthropoda; Insecta; Coleoptera; Brentidae
Gene: pot
Exons: 9
Coding region: 313-3243 (976 amino acids)
Source: RefSeq, a predicted model, not a curated record